This is a messenger RNA of Aspergillus pseudotamarii, 456 nucleotides long. Its product is annotated as DUF4334 domain-containing protein. The transcript has 3 exons. Bases 1 to 456 code for a protein of 151 amino acids. Lineage: Eukaryota; Fungi; Ascomycota; Eurotiomycetes; Eurotiales; Aspergillaceae. The record is from RefSeq and is a predicted model, not a curated record.
AUGUCUACUGCACAGGAUGAAUACAUUGCUUUGAUCAAGGCUUCAGAACCGGUGGAGCCCGCUGUGCUAAAUUCCAUAUUCGACAAACUCCCUCCAAUUAAACCAGACCAAUUGAUUGGGGAGUGGGAUGGAGGGUUCUUCGACACUGGCCAUCAGGUUGCGAGCACCCUGAAAGAGAUACGGUGGGUGGGCAAGUCAUUCAAGUCCAUCAACAACGUGGAUCCAGUGAUCAUUGAGAAGGAUGGGGAGCGAACCAGUUGGGGCAAGUGGGGUUCUGCAACUUUGAAGGAGAUGGUGUAUCGAGGAGUGGUUUCAACUACUAUGGUCUACGAUGAGCGGCCGGUAUUCGACCAUUUCCGCUAUGUAAAUGACAAACUCAUCGCAGGGAUCAUGGAAGGCAAGACACUUGGCGAGGACUUUUUCUUUUACUUAAAACGACAAGAGUCUUGUGGAUAG